AUGACUGUCUUUUCCAGGCACAAAGGUUUUCUCAAAGAUUGUCCCAAUGGCCUUUUGACCGAAGAGGGCUUUAUAAAGAUAUACAAACAGUUCUUCCCUCAAGGAGAUCCGACGAAGUUCGCUUCUCUUGUCUUCCGAGUCUUCGAUGAGAAUAAUGACGGCUCGAUCGAGUUUGAAGAGUUUAUUCGAGCGCUUUCCGUCACGUCCCGAGGAAAUUUGGACGAGAAACUUCACUGGGCUUUUCGGCUGUACGACGUGGAUAACGAUGGUUUUAUCACGAGAGACGAAAUGUACAACAUAGUCGACGCUAUCUACCAAAUGGUGGGUCAACAGCCCCAACCGGAAGACGACAACACGCCGAAAAAGAGAGUCGACAAAAUUUUCGAUCAAAUGGACAAAAACCACGACGACCGGCUGACGCUGGAAGAAUUUCGGGAGGGGAGCAAAGCCGACCCGAGGAUAGUACAGGCCCUGUCGAUGGGAGGUGGUGCCGGUGCCAUGGAACUGAACCAACCACAACACGCAAUUUAGCUACCUGGUUAAAUUGCUUCAUUUACCGGCCGGUAUUUUAAAAGAAAAAACAAAAUGGAAACAAACACAAUUUUCCCCCAAUUGUAAUUUCCAGUUCAACCAUCCAUCAGUUCGUGCCACCUAGCAAAAUCAGUAGGGGUUGUUAUUUACUGAAAUAAUUUAAUAAAAAAUUGGCUUUCAAUAUUUGUUAUUUAGAAUUAUGUGAAUUGUGAUUAAUCUGUGGUGUAAAGUGCUACCGAUGUUGAUUCAAAUUGUAGUACUAAUUCGUAGAUAUUAGAAUAGAUUUGUCUAAAAUUUGUUUACAAAAUUAACAACAAAAACAUACUAUUCCGAGCAGUAAAGUAAAAUUUUGAAAAAACAUUGGAACUGAAAUUUAUACAUAAUUUAUACCACGUAGGCAGACAAUUAGGUUUUUUGGUAGCUGUGUCAAAAAUAUUAGACUAAAUUGUAGCCAAUAAAAAAAAAGAGGCGAAAAGGUUAUAACUUUUAUGCAAUUUUUUAUAUUUUUUGGUGUUUUUUGUAUAGUUAAGCCAUGGAAUUAGAAAAGUUGACACUAGUCGUAUCAGAAUGGAUUCAGACAAUUCAGUGGCCCUCCUUCCACUUAUUGAUUUUCGUCAAUGGUGAGACAAACACAAAGUCCAUCUCUAGAAAGAACGUUUUUUCAUCUUGGUACGGAAAAUUAACUCCGCUCGACUUUAUUCUGUUUUUGAAUCCAGCUUAAAUCGAAGCUUUUUGUAUUUACUUGUCCUUAUUAUUUGAAAAUUGUCACCUCUAUUUUAGCACGAGAGAUAUCGUUUUCUUCUAUCGGACGUAAAAUAAUAAUUAAAUAGAAGAUAACGAGUUCUUGUGCAAUAAAAAAAUGCAAUCAUUGAAAUGGCCUAAAAGCUUAUUUAAAAACAGUGUUUUGUUUAAAUAAAUAUGUUAAAUUGCUUGAUCAAAAGCCCUUGAAAUCAAACUUUGUUGCACCCCUUCCUCAGCUAGACUAAAAAAUUCAAUUAUUUUAGAGACCUAUCGCUAAACUGCGUGAAUUUUUAAUUUUAACACACGCACAUAUGUAUAUAUGAAAUAUUUCAUAUAUACUCAAAAAUAUUCGUUUAUAUUGUAUAUAUGAAUAUAUAUACAUGAAAUGUAAAAUUCUUCACGUUUUUAAAGCUUGAGGAGUUAAAUGGAUAAAUCAAGCUAUUUGUACACAAAAUAUAGACAAUUCGUGAUUAUUUUUAACAGCUAACUGUUAUCAAUUUUAUACCUAACUUGUAGUGGAUAAUUUAAUACAGUUUUGAAUUUUUAUUUUAAUACAUCUGUAGUUCCAUAAUCCACAAUUCAACAAAAUCAUCGUGGACUAGACGUCAUAGCGACAUUCUUAGAACCUAGUUCUGGCGUUUUUCUAGAUGUCUCGCAGUUCAUGUCAAAAGAAAAUCAAAUCCUUUUUUCCUAGUAUAUAUUAUCUCAACUUAAAUUUCUACCUGAUCAUUUCAUGAUAUUUAACCCUCAACCUCGGGGAAUUCAUCAAGGGAGGAUCCUAGGUCCGUUAUUUUUCAUAAUAUACACGGUAGACUUCUUACAAUACACUAAUACACUCUUAUAUAUUUUGAAAGUACAUUCUUUUCUGAAAAUCUAGUUCCUGCUCUGGUUUCUCCAAAACCACAUCCAUAGAACCAAUGUUCAAUAAAUAAAGGAUAAAAAUAAAUGAAAACAAAUACGGUCUACUGCUGAAACGCAAUCCUUUCUAUUUCAUACUCUUCUUUGAAAAUCCUAACAUGAUUUUAUCAUGUUACCAAUUUCUCCUGUUCAUUUAGACUUCUCUGGAGUUCCCCAAGGGGACAGCCUAUGUCGGUUACUUUUCACCACAUACACGGCAGACUUCCCACGUCGCUCUAAUACCAUCCUUUUUCUCACAAUAUAGCAACCUUAAAAAACCUCAAUCCUCCAUAAAUGGAGAAUAAAAAUAAAUAAAAACAAAUCCUAAUAUGUGCCCUUUACCUUCAGAUGUAAAAUACUCCUUCCCGUUGAUAUGAAUCAAAUUCAACUUUUUGGAGCAGAUCGCGACAAUUGAGACUGAACAUGAACUAAUAUUGACAUGGAAUUCACAUAUGCGACUUAAAAAUGCAAAAUUGAACAUGUACAAAACAUCUACAAAAUUACAAGAAAUAGGUUGAAGAUUUACUAUUUAUAACUGCAUAAAAAAUACUUACGUACUAGCAACGUCUAAAAAAUCAAACUUCCAAUCCAGUCCAAAAUCAUUCUGGUUUUCUAUGUUAGUAACCAAACUGAAGUUCUUCGAAUAACUUAUGUUCCUGGCCCAGGCUAAUCCCGAUAACUCAUAUUCCACCAAAAUUGAUUUUUUUCGUUUCUUUUCUAUUUUAUCCUCCUUAAUAAUCCGACCAACUACAAACUUAAAGCUCACAUUCGCGCUUAACACGCCACUUACGUUUUUUCAUGUAAACUAUCUGCUUAUUGCGUAAAUUGGUGCAGUUUUAGAUAAAUAAUAAUACAAAUUUAUUAAUCGAUAUUUUUGUCACGUGUGCUUUUUCAAAUCUGAAUUCUUCCAGAAAAUAUAUUUAAAUAUUUAAAUCUAUUUAUAUAUAAAUAUAAAUCGUUAAAUAAGUAAUCUCUUUAGGAUUUAAUAUCAAUUUAAUGUUUUCAAAUAUAUCGUAAUAAUGGCUUUUGAAAAGGUUUAAUUCAAUAGUAGCUAGUUUGCUAAUUGUAGACCAAAUAAUCACGAGUAUGUAGCUAAGUAUGUUUUAAUGCGUUUUUCAAUAUGACUUGCUUAUUCCUGUUUUGUUUAGUACUAAAUAACAGUUUUCUAAUCAAUAAGCGUGCGUUGUUUGGCCAUUGUUGAAAGUUAAACUACAACUCACAAGUCAAAUGUGCAUUCACCCGGGAAGAAUUUAAAUUUAACGUAGCCGCAUCUACUUGACAACGAAUCGCAGCGAUUUUUCAUCUCGACUAUUCAGUUAUCUUAUAUUUAAUCGUCGAUUAAAACAGAAUUGUUUGGACAAUCAGGAAAGCAAAGACAAUCUUUUCUAGUUCCUAAAUUCGCACGCAGGAAUCUCAGGUCGACCUGGUUUUCUUUUUAUUUUUUUCUAUACAUUUCUACCCGUUGGGACCAUAUUUUGAAAUAAUCAUUUGGAAAAUCGAACAAUAACAGGCCAAGCACAGUUAAAAAGUCUUUCGACAACGCGAUCCUUUUUUUUUGUAAUAUAAAGGAUCCACUGGUAUUUCAUUUAAAAAAAUUAGUUUCAAUUUGUGUGAUUAAAACACAUCUGGUUUAUUCACGUACAUAGUUGAACUAAGAAAGGGAGUUGCAACAGAUUUUGAUAACAGAGUUUAGUCAGUCUUUUAAUUUGGCAUAUCUAAAAACCAAAAAUUACGAUUUUGUAAUAUAUAUAUAAUAUAUAAUAUCUAUAAUAUAUAGCCCUGCAUGCUUACAGUAAUUAGAUAAUUAAAAAUAUUAAAAAAACUUUUAUACAAAAAUUUGUAAUUUUCGCUAAGAGA
Cimex lectularius (bed bug) is the source of this 4026-nucleotide messenger RNA. RefSeq names its product frequenin-1-like. Bases 1 to 531 code for a protein of 176 amino acids. Gene Ontology annotation, molecular function: calcium ion binding; calcium sensitive guanylate cyclase activator activity. The record is from RefSeq and is a predicted model, not a curated record. The transcript has 6 exons. Lineage: Eukaryota; Metazoa; Arthropoda; Insecta; Hemiptera; Cimicidae.